Schistocerca gregaria is the source of this 4985-nucleotide messenger RNA. RefSeq names its product cytochrome P450 4C1-like. Bases 1 to 1539 code for a protein of 512 amino acids. The record is from RefSeq and is a predicted model, not a curated record. NCBI's taxonomy places the organism in Eukaryota, Metazoa, Arthropoda, Insecta, Orthoptera, Acrididae. Gene Ontology annotation, molecular function: iron ion binding; monooxygenase activity; heme binding. The transcript has 6 exons.
AUGGGCGUGUUGGUCGCGUGCUGUGCCGCGGUGGGCUACGCGCUGGCUGGCCUGCUGGCCUUCUGCGCCUGGCUCUGGCUGAACCGCCCGCGCACCGACAUCCCGGGUCCGCAUCCGCUGCCGCUGCUCGGCAACGUCCUGUACUUUCGGAAGUUGCCAGUGCUGCUGGAGCACUUCCGAGAACUGCACCGCCGCUAUGGAGACGUAUUCAGGUUCUAUGCCGGUCCCAAACUUAUUGUUGUGGUGACAAGGCCAGAAGAUGCCAAGAGGCUCCUGGUAGGAGUCAAGAUGCGUGGCAGGGACGCUUACGCAGUUACUCCUCUGCUCCCGUUCACAGGAAACGGACUUAUCACCAGUAAAGGAAACAUCUGGAAGGAACACCGCAGACUCAUUGAGCCAACGUUCCACUCUGAGUUGAUGAAAGACUUCAUGCAACAAUUCAACGAGGGUGCAGAGUUCGUGUGCAAAAAUCUGGCGGCAGCGGCAGGCACUGAAUACGAUAUCACCAGAAUGCUCAUCCAUGCUACACUGGCUGUAGUUACCGCUUCCAUUUUCGGCAAAAAGAUGGAUGAAAUCGAGCCUGAUGUGAACAAGCAAGCUGAGGUUGCUGAUGUCUUUAUCGAAGCCUUAAAGCUAAUGCAGAAGAGGAUCUACCAACCAUGGCUCCAUAAUGAGUGGAUCCUUUCAAUGCUGCCCGAUGGAAAGGAACUCAGACGGCAGACGAGUAUUGUCAACUGCACAGUACAGAAAGCAAUUGACUCCCUGAAGAAGAGAAAUAUUGCACACGGUAGAGCGAGAAAGAGUUUCUUAGAUGUUAUGACAGAUUCAGAAGGAAAUUUUCUCUUACCUGAAAAGGAAGUCAGUGACGAGGCGCGCUCCUUAGCCAUUGCGGGCACUGAGACAGCAGCAACCACACUGGGGAACGCACUCGUCCUGCUGGGUCUGCACCCCGAGUGGCAGGAGGCUGUGUGGAAGGAGGUGGACGAUGUCUUCAGGCGGGGAGGUGCCUAUCUGAGGACGAGCACCGAGAACGAUCUUUCCAAGUUCAGAAUAAUGGAUGCCGUUCUUAAGGAGACGCUGCGUCUGUAUCCUGCAAUUCCAAAUCCGCCGGUGAGCACCGAGGAAGACAUCCAGCUGGAAGGCACUGGGUACGUGAUUCCACGUGACAGCCUCGUGCUCGUGUCCCUCAUCCUGCUACACCGCCGGCCGGACAACUUCCCCGAUCCUGACAAGUUCGAUCCGGGCCGCUUCCUCGAAGGGGGCAGCGCUCGCUCGCUACCACCCGGAAGCUACCUACCGUUCGGCGCCGGCUCCCGCAAGUGCGUUGGCGGCCGCUAUGCCUUCCUGGAAAUGAAGACUGUGCUCGCGGCUGUCCUCCGUCGGUUCCGGAUAUUUCCUGGUUCCAGCAGGGAGGAGCUGGAACAAGUGGAGCUCUCCGUAAGUGGGUCGCCAGUCACUGGAUUCCGUAUCAUCUGCAUCCCGCGGAGCGACCAACCACCGAAUUCUGUUCCACACGUUCCACACGCAGUAAAUACAUGACAUUGUGUCAUACAGAAUGCUGUGUACAGUAAUAAUAAUUACAAGUGAUAUCUGGCUUUCUCGGCAUAAUCUAAUAAUGAAAUCUUCUCAGGUGAUCAUCCUAGAGGUGGAGUCGUCUUAUCGCAACGUUUCGCUGAGUUUCGUAACCAUCGUCUUUGCUUGUAGAUGAUAGGUACGAAACACAUCUAAAAGUUGUGAGAAGGCCAUGCCACCGCUCAACUGAUCACCGUAGAAGAUUUCACAAUAACAAUGGUUAUGAUGUGGGGAUAUGAGCUAAUUCUGUCACACUGAUUUAUGGAAUCCGAUUUAAAGUAGUUGGCAUCUGACAGCUUGUGGACUGGACUGUUACCGCCAGUAAUAUACCGAUAGAGUAAUAUACCGAUAGGACGCUGGCACGGUAGGCUCAUACUAUGUUGUCACUUCAAAUGCCCAAAGAGUUGUGCCUUCCAGUACUGAAGUAGGAAACUUUUUGGGAAACGAAAGUAACACCAAAUUUUUUUUAAAAUAUAGCUCCGACCAUAAGAAACUUAAGAACAGAUUUCGAAAUGUCUAGAGGCACUAUAAGGAUGUAUACCAUAUGCGACUUUUUAAGUAAUUUUUGUAAGACAUCGAGGCUUAGGCUUCCUACCUAGUAGGAGUUGACAAAAGAGCGAAAAGAAAUACUGUUUUACGAACGCUAUAAAUAGCAAAUGGGAAAACACUACCCAACUUCUUAAAAUCUGUUGGUGAACGAGGUAGUUUGGUAAUCAAUGAAAACAACUAAAUCAGUGAGUUCAGUAGUUUUACAUGUACGUCCUGGUAAGUUUCAUAUUGUCUCCCGGACAGUAAAAUUUCAUCCGUUUCGAAAAAAGUAUUUAUCUCUGCUCCUAAUUACACUAAAGAAAAAAUUAUGACAUGGUUAGACGCACUGUGGAGACCCAUCUGUGAAUUUUAAAAAUUUUGAAGCGAUUUUUGUAGUAUAUUUUAAAGUAGUUUUCGAUCAGUGCAAAGAGCGGAGAACUCUGAUGACAGUUGGCAGAUAGUACUACUCGCGAUAACGCUCUAACUUCCUGCCGCCAGCUUCAUAUGCUAACUAAUUAAAAUAAGACUUUUGUAUCUACUGUACCUUUAAAUCGUUUCGAAAAUGUUUAGUUAUUUUACUUAAGUUCAUACUUGAUUCAUUAGUCAUUCUUCUUCGAACAUUGUACACAGCAUAUACGUCUGUAAUGACAUUCAGGGCACAUAUAAUAUGUCUUGUUAAGAAAAAUUCCUAUACAUAGGUCACUUUCAGGAACUUGCUUCAUAAAUAUUGCGGGAAUUGAAAGUAUUAUUGAUGUACGGUUUUCAUAGAAUGGAUUGGUAGUUAGAGGCUCUUAUUUUUAGGCAGUCAACAGAUUGUAAUAGUACUUAGAAAAACUAUUUAUAUGCAAACAUACAUUUUGUUCAGACGGAACAACGCCUAUUAACGUAAACAAACUAAAAGUAGGGCAAAUAAGACUGUAGGAGGUGUCUGUUGCAGGAUCGUUUGCGAGAUGUAGUAUUUGGAAGGUUCCCACAUUGACUCUGGUGCAAUAGCUGUGGUAGCACACACUAAAAUUCGGAUCAGUAACGAGACAAUUGAUAAUGACAAAUGAGCACCGGCAGUGUCAACACACGAUUCCCCUUUAGUAUGGAACGACUGCUGCACAAGAAUUUCAGCAGAGAUGUCGGAGCAGGUUGCAGUAAUACGUCGUUACAUAUCAUCGGGUGUGGUUGGUACAUUCUUAUAGAUUGCAACUUUCAGUUUUCUUCACAGAUCCCGAGAUCGGGCUGGCUAAGGCACUAGUUCUCUGCGUCUAAUACAACGAUUUGGCUCAAAUGGUUCAAAUGACUCUGAGCACUAUGGGACUCAACUGCUGUGGUCAUCAUUCCCCUAGAACUUAGAACUACUUAAACCUAACCAACCUAAGGACAUCACACACAUCCAUGCCCCAGGCAGGAUUCGAACCUGCGACCGUAGCAGUCGCACGGUUCAGGACUGCGCGCCUAGAACCCCGAGACCACCGCGGCCGGCACAACGAUUUGGAAGCAAUUCGUGAAGACAUGCUAUAGUACCACGUGCACUAAUGGAUGGGCAGCCAUAAUGUUGGUACCGGAAGUAGCUCCUAGUCCACAAGGGAACAUGUUCUAGUAUCCGAGGCCGUGCUGGGUAGCCGAUCGGUCCAGGGCGUCUUGUCACGUUCCGCGCUGCUUCCCCCGUCGGAGGUUUCAAUCCUUCCUCGGGCAUGGGUGUGUGUGUGCCGUCAUUAGCGUAAGCUAGUUAGAGGUAAAUUAAGUAGUGUGUAAGCUUAGGGACCGAUGACCUCAGCCGUUUGGUCCCAUAAGACCUUACCACAAAUGUCCAUUUUCUAGCAUCUAUGGAAGACGGCCUGUUAGGAGGCUGCGAUAGUUGUGCGCUUUCUGUGCUCCGUCCAUGAAAAAUGGACAUAUUAGCUAAUGGGCCACUAUUCCACAACACGCGUUUACACACUACGGGCACUGAUGUAACAUCUGACGAAGGCAAUGGGUAUUGUCAACAGACCAAUAAUGUAUGUUUCGGCCGUUUACAUGGCCAUGAUUGGAAAAUGUGGCUUCAUCACUAAACAAGAUAUGUAGCACAUUUGGAGUAUUCUCUCUUAAUGCCCAUGUACGGAAGUUAACACGAUUAUCAUAACUGUUCCCAUGCAGUUUUUAAUCAACUGCAGCAGCAGCAAUAACAUUCAUUUCUCCUUCUUCUGUUGUCACUUGUUUCCUUCUAUUACGUCGUCUAGGUGUUACACUGCCACUUUCACAUAACUGGUCGAAGAAGUUGCUAAAUAAUUCCGAGAUGGGUGACUUCUAGUGGAAUAUCUUGCCACCUACAACUUACAAGAACGAACUGCAUUCUUCUUACGCUCUCCGUGCGCUAUAAACACGUCGAGUUUUUUUGCGUUGGUAAAUCCCAACGUCCACUCACGACUUCUACUUGGACUAUCACACACUAACUGAUUAGCAAGUUGCAAUGCACAAGUACACUGUAAGCAAAUAUAACAACAUCCUACCUACGAACUACACAGGUGGCUAGCGAAGCUGAGUGUUGAUGUGGAAGCGAUUGGCACUAGAAUUCUUCAACAAACACCGCUGAUAUUCUCAUUUUUUCCCUACUUUUAGUUUAUCAACGUCAAAGGGGGUUGUUCAAUUUAGAAAAGUGUAUGUCUGCACAAAAAUAGACUUUCUACGUGUUAUUACAAUAUCUUGAUUUUGUGACAGUAAAAGCCCCUUACUCCCAAACCAUUAUCUGAAAUAUGUACGUCAGUAGGACUUCCAUUUCCGCAAUAUUUACGGUGCUAGUUUUAGGUGAUUCUCUCUUCAUUUUCUUCAGUUAAUAAAUUACAAAUGUCACUCCCUGAAGACGGUAAAGUGAAUGAGAAAACUAUACAGUACUUAAUGAUACUUUUAUUGAAAAUAAA